Messenger RNA from Chlamydomonas reinhardtii, 2483 nucleotides. RefSeq lists its product as uncharacterized. NCBI's taxonomy places the organism in Eukaryota, Viridiplantae, Chlorophyta, Chlorophyceae, Chlamydomonadales, Chlamydomonadaceae. The transcript has 9 exons. The record is from RefSeq and is a predicted model, not a curated record. The coding region runs from base 176 to 2065 and encodes 629 amino acids.
GUCUUGUCUUGUAGCUCUAACUCAAACUGCUAUGCUUAUUGAUUGCGCCCAGCGCUGUGUCGCUUUGCGAGUGGAUUCCAACCACGCGGGAAAUAUGGUAUGUUGCGCCCAUAGCCGCUAAUCGCUCCAUGAAAGCACCUCAUUAGCAUUAUACCUUACUGCUCGGCCGCGAAGAAUGUGCUGGUCAAAGCGACAUUUGCCUUUGCUCCUAGUCGCGGGGCUCGCCUGCACUAUUACGAUUACUUAUGCAGCCGAUCCCGUUAGCGAUGUGCUUGAAAAGUAUUUUGGAAAGCUCGUGGAAGACGCCCAGGCGAAGGAAAAGCUUGUGUCUCACCUCGACACACUGCUAAAGCUGGGCGCCAAGCGGCCAGGCGAGGGGCUGCGCGUUGUGCACGAGUAUGAGGACGAAAAGGCAAAGACAUUGGGCGUGGAGGUCGUCCCCACGUUGACAGCGGGGUCCGUAAACGCGUGGGCCGACCAAGCGCUGGAGCUACUGCGGGGGGUUGACGAGGGCCACACCUACUCGCUGCUGCGCCGCGUCAUAACGGCGGCACUGCUGAAGCUGUGGCUGGAAGGGGGGCAAAAGCUGCCGGACGGCAGCUCCGACAAGCUCAAGGAGGUCAUGCUCAAGCUGUACGCAGUGCACCGGCUGGGCAGUGUGCAAAAGGGUGUAAUGGAGUUCCUGCACGUCUCCAAGAGCGGCGGAACGAGCUGGUGCCACAUCGCACAGCUCAAUGGCUGUGUGACGGAGCGCUAUGACCAGUCAUACGUGUGCCAGGUCAAGGCGUUUGACGACAAGGUCCGCUGGCUCAACAUGACCUACCACAUGCAGCAGGUGCCCGUGUAUCGGGUUCCCCGCUAUGUGCUCAACAGGUUCUCCCGGUUCGGCAACUUCCGGCGGAGCCAUGCGGUGGCGGCCUGCCGCGCGCGGCAUGCCAUUGUACACCACCACGACUAUAACUACUACUCCAAUGAGUACACGGUGCACGGCGGGCACGAGGGGCCGGAGAACGCGCACAUGUGUCCCGACAUCUUCAACGCCGUGGUCAUGCGCGACCCGCGCAAGCGCUUGGUAUCGCACAUGAAGUUCAUCAUGUGGACCAUGUCGGGCGACCGCGGCUACAACGACACGCAGCUGUUUAACAUGAUGUAUGGCAACCGCACAGCCGCCUUCUGGCAGCAUCUGGGACCUGCUGUGGUUGAUAACUACUUUAUCCGCUCGCUGCUGGGCGAGGUGGCCUUCCACGCGCCCGUGGGCGGCAUCACGCGUGACAUGCUGGCGCUGGCGGAGCAGGUGCUGGCGCAGUUCGACCUGGUCAUGGUGCUGGAGCAGGACGUCGACAUCCGCAACCUGAUCCUGUACUACGGCGUGGGCUGGAAGCACACCCUUGAGGAGGUGCACGACAAGGACGCGGCGGUGCGCGAGAAGGAGUUCAACACCACCGCCUACAUCCCGCCUGACGUGGACGCGCUGCUGGAGGCGCAGAGCCUGGACGUGGAGCUGUACGACUUCUCCCAGACUCUGGCGCUGCUGGACCCGGUGGUGUACGCGUUGGCUGCUGGGUCGGGCGAGGUGCCGCUCAAGGAGCUGGCUGCGGCCUCGGACACGGACGACCUGCACUGCGGCCUGCUGCGGGGACUCAAUAACAGCCAGAUUCUGCCGGGCAUCGGCGGCACGGUGCGCAAGCAUACGGGCCUGCUGUCCGGCAUCUCCACCCUCCUGCGAGGGCUGGGCGUCGGCGGGGGCAAAAACCCGCGUGCGCGCGGCGGCCGGGCACGCGCACAGAGCGGCGCUGGCGACAAGGCGCAGCGGAGGCUGCUGGGACUCGACGGGUGGUGGAGCAGGUGGCAGUCGCAGGAGGGCGCACGCAGCUCAGCGCAGCAGGCGUGGGUGUGGGAGGAGCCGGAGAGCGAGGAGGCGCAGCUGCGCGGGCGGCGGACGCUGGCCGGCGCCAUGCAGGACGAUGAGCGCAUUGCGGCGCGGGAGGACUGGGCCGGGAAGGUGGAGCAGCUGCUGUCGCGGGCGAUGCGGUCCGUGCGGCAGGCGCUGCCGGGCUGGCAGUGAGGUAACGGCGAACGUGAGUAUUGUAGGCGUGUGCGCACGUGGGGGCAAGUGCAUGUGCAUGCAGUGGGCAAGGGGCUGCGAUCGGCGCAGGACUGACGGCCGCUGACUGAACCGGCAAGAGACCCAGAUUGGUAGUGCCUAGGCAGACGAAGAACGGACCAGACCUGUGAGGGAUAGUUGUAUUGAUGUCAACACUGGACUAGGUAAUAGGCAGCCAACCCCGGCCGAAUUUGGGUGCAGAAGGGUGCUGCAUUACGCGGCCGUGCAUUCAUGGAUGAGCGUGCAGGGCAGGGCUUGGCACCGCGGCGGCAUUGCGGCAAUACGGUAUAAGUGAUUGACGCGCGUGCGCUGUGUUUCUGGUAGGCACCGCCAAACGCGGGAUGGUGGCAAGGCUGUGGAACGGCGGGAGCGGUCGCGC